Molecule: messenger RNA, 755 nt
Organism: Euleptes europaea (tarantolino)
Lineage: Eukaryota; Metazoa; Chordata; Lepidosauria; Squamata; Sphaerodactylidae
Gene: TMEM223
Product: transmembrane protein 223
Exons: 2
Coding region: 1-753 (250 amino acids)
Biological process (GO): nervous system development
Cellular component (GO): mitochondrion
Source: RefSeq, a predicted model, not a curated record
AUGCUGCGUUGCACGUGGGGCGGUGGGGUGCGGGCCUGGGGGGCCCGGGGCCCGGGGCUGUUUGGGGGCCGGCUGGGCGCGCCCUGCCCUGUCCGCUCCUGGAGCUGGGCCGCGAGGGGCAGGAGCAGCGCGGGGAAGACCCCGUGGCGGAGGGAGGCGGCCCGGGGGGCGCAGGACUCCUCCCCGCUGGACGCUCGCGUGCCCCGGGACGUCCUGCUCUUCCAGCACCACCGAGUCCGCUUCUUCCGCCUCCUCGGCCUUUUCUGCGCCGGCCAGUUCCUCUUCUGGACCUACUUGGCGCACUUCGCUUUCCACUCCCUGCGCGCCGCCGGCGCCAAGCGGCCCGAUUCGGAUCCCCGGCGGGAGGGGCGGCCUCUGCCCGCCCUGCCGGGCGGAGCCGUCCUCGACCCCGGCUCCAACAAGUGGCGCUUGGGCUUCACCGCCUCGUGCCUGACCGUGGGUUGUCUGAUAGUGGUGGCAGGCUUCGUCUUUUCACGUCGCUCUGUAAGCCGAGUCCUGCUGCACCGUGGUGGGCAGGAAGUGACCCUCACCACCUAUUAUCUCUUUGGGCCAUCCUCGUCUUUCACCGUCCCCCUGCGCCAUAUCUCCUGCAUGUCCCAUCGUUCCGAGGUGCCGGCCAUGAUCCCCCUCAAGGUCAAGGGGAGGCCCUUCUAUUUCCUCUUGGACAAGCAAGGGAGAAUCACCAACGCCAAGCUUUUUGAUGUCACUGUGGGCGCCUAUCGUAAACUGUAAGG